Molecule: messenger RNA, 1275 nt
Organism: Aspergillus uvarum CBS 121591
Lineage: Eukaryota; Fungi; Ascomycota; Eurotiomycetes; Eurotiales; Aspergillaceae
Exons: 1
Coding region: 285-1136 (283 amino acids)
Source: RefSeq, a predicted model, not a curated record
CUUCUCCCUCCCCUCCGUCUCUACAUCUUGAACUUCCCCUAUCUCCUUCCUCUCUUAUAUCUCAGACUCUCUGGCAAACCGACUAGGUAGACGGGCGAGUUUUCACUCUCUGAACGAUCCGACUACAACUGGAACCAAACCAACCUCGCGAUCCGAUUACAGACGAAAUCCCCCAACCUAUCCGCAAGAAAUGCCCGCUUAACCACCACCACCACAGCACACAGCACACAGCACACAGCACACAGCACACACCACAUCUUACACCCCACAACCCCGCCCCAAAAAUGGACGCACAAGCCAUCCUCCUCAAACUAGGCUGGUCCGGCCCCGGCAAUCCCCUGAACCCCAACGCCCGGCCGGGCGCCACCUCAGGCCUGGGCCUGACGCGGCCGAUCCUCGUAGCGCGCCGGAAGGGCAACUCGGGCGUCGGCAACAAGACCACCAAGGACCCCACGAACCAGUGGUGGCUGCGCGGGUUCGAGGACGCGCUGAAGGGCGUCGGCGAGGCGUCGCGGACGACGGCCGCCGCGGACGUGCGCGCGCCCAACGCGCUGACGAGCGAGCUUUAUCGGUUUUUUGUCAGGGGGGAGGUCGUUGCGGGUACUCUUGGGGAUAUUCAUAAGGGAGAUGGAGAGGGGGAGGGGAAGAGGAAGAGGAAGAGGGAUGGGGAUGCUGAUGAUGGUGAUAAAAAUGGGAAGAACCACAGGGAAAAGAAGGAGACGAAGGAGGAGCGGAAGGCUCGGAAAGAAGAGCGGAGGAAGCGCAAGGAGGAGAGACGCGUGAAGCGCGAGGAGAAGAUGAAGCGCAAGGAGGAGAGGGAGGCGCGCAGAGCGGAUCGGAAGCUCAGGCGCGAGAAGAAGGCUGCUGCGAAGCUGUUGAAGCGCCGGACGGAGGGCGAGGAGGAUGCGCCGCGGCCCCAGUAUGAGGAUUAUCCGACGCCGCCGAUGACGGAGCAGGAGCAGGAGCAGGAGCAGACGGGGGUGAAAGUGAAGGCCCAGAAGAAAAAGGACCGCAAGGACAAGAAGACCAAGGAGGAGAAGAAGACACCAAAAGAGAGCAAGAAGAGGAAGACGCGAGAGGAGUCGUCGACAGAUGAGGCACCGAAAAAGGUGAAAAAGUCCCAAGCGGCGGAAUGAAGAACCCUUCCGGGAGGUUGGAUAUAUACAGUACACACAUUAGACUUCUUACAGAUACCCAUGGCUUGUUGCUUGGUUCUUGGAUUCGUAAAAUUUUGGCAUUGACAUUCCAUUCAUAAAUCAACGCAUUGUUUUUGAC